This is a messenger RNA of Girardinichthys multiradiatus, 1698 nucleotides long. RefSeq names its product ubiquitin specific peptidase 21 (gene usp21). Bases 1 to 1215 code for a protein of 404 amino acids. Lineage: Eukaryota; Metazoa; Chordata; Actinopteri; Cyprinodontiformes; Goodeidae. The transcript is spliced from 11 exons. Gene Ontology annotation, molecular function: cysteine-type deubiquitinase activity. The record is from RefSeq and is a predicted model, not a curated record. Gene Ontology annotation, cellular component: cytoplasm. Gene Ontology annotation, biological process: protein deubiquitination.
AUGCCUGGUUCCAGUGGGGUCAACGUGGAGGGCUCCUGUGAUGCCCUGUGUCGAACCCUGGUUUCUCAGAACGGUCUACAGAGAGAGACAGCAGACAUCUCCCAGUCUGUCCUUUAUACGUCCCUGAUGGGCCUACUGCUGGUUGCUGACAAUGAGAAAGAGCCACUUACUGUAGGAAGUGGAAGAGUUGGUCUCAGAAACAUUGGGAAUACAUGCUUCUUGAAUGCAGUGGUCCAGUGUUUGUCCCACACUCGUGUGUUGCGCAACUAUUGUCUUUUAAAGUCUUACAAGCAUGAGAAGUUUUCAAAAGAGGAGGCAAAGCUCAUGGACACUUUCUCGCAGGUGCUCUCAGGUCUUUGGGAUGUUAGGGAAGAAGACAAUGUUGUUAAUCCUCGACAGUUUUACAGCAUUUUUAAAGAAGCAGUGCCUUACUUCAGUGGUUACAGUCAGCAGGAUGCUCAGGAGUUUCUCAGGUUCCUACUGGACAAGCUACAUACCGAAAUAAAUCGCAGGCCUUAUGUUAAAAGAACCGGGAAGGAGCUUGAGCAAACAUACGUCAGAUUUAGAAUUUCAGAAGAGGCAAAUGCCAUGUGGAAGAAGCACUUGGAGAGGGAUGACAGCAUAAUAGUAGACCUUUUCUCAGGUCAGCUGCGGAGCUCGCUGCACUGCUCGGUUUGCUCGCACUACUCCAACACGUUCGAUGUCUUCUGUGAUCUGUCGCUGCCCAUCCCUAAAAAGAGCUCCAGAGGGGAGGUCAGUCUGCAGGAGUGCCUGGACCUCUUCUCUCAGGAGGAGAAACUAGACAAGGAAAACUCACCAAUGUGUGAGAGAUGUGACAGGCGUACCGAGUGCAGCAAGCGGCUUUCCAUCCAGAGGUUUCCUCAGGUUAUUGUAAUCCAUCUAAACCGUUUUACAACAUCCAGGUGGUCUAUCAGUAAAAGCACAGUGUCUGUGUCUUUCCCCCUCAAGAACCUGGACCUCGGACCGUACGGACCUGUCGACUCCGGCUCAGUUCUAUAUGAUUUAUAUGCAAUUUGUAACCAUGCUGGGACUGUGAACAUGGGCCACUACACGGCCUGCUGUUUGGAUGAAAACGGAUGGUGCUUCUACAAUGACUCCAGUGUGACCCAGCUCACAGAGAACCAGAUUCAGACAAAUCAAGCCUAUGUCCUGUUCUACCAACGCAGCAACAGCACACCCACUGUCAGGAAAUAGUCCUGAGGAGGCAGCCGAUCCGAGCUACCUCACCUCCGGUGGUCAUAGAAAUUAAUUGAAGCCGCAGGGGUUUCAUAACCCUGACAUUAGCAGCAAAAAACAACCUCUCGAUCUCAAUGAGUCUUUCCUUGAACUAGAAGUCAAGGGGGAGAGAAGGCAUGCCUGUUUGAGCGUGCUUGAGAAGCAUCUCGGUUAAGCUGCAGCAAUGACAGUCUCUGCAUGAUUGCUCUCAGGCUGGAUUCAGACAGGAUGAAUAUGAUGUGCUAAUUCAUGAUGAAGAGCUCUUGCUGUGCAAUUAUAUGUAUGAUGUAAGCACUGUAUAUUUGUACAUCAUUGUAAAUCAUGCUUGCUGAUAUGAACCCUAACAAGAAAAUGUAUAUAAAAUACUUGUUAGAGAUACAAACAGGUUAUGACAUGGAACUGUAUGCAAAAGAUAAAUCACACCUUGAUGGUUUUUGUAAAUAAAUUCUUAUAAAUCUUUAA